AUGUUGACGGUGCAUGUGACCUACAGCUGCACACCCGGCACGGCACUUGUGGCCCGCUCAUUCGCAGGUGUAACUUUGUCCCAGUUCCACAGGGCCACCGCGACCGGUUUCCCAAGUGGUGGGCGGCCAGUCGAAUGGCUCGACAAGAGGGUGAGGAGCGGGUGGCCUCUUUUGCCCUCUGAACAGGCUGACAGCGAGAGUGAGAAGAAGGGAGUGAAGGUCGGCCCGUGGCCGGGUGAGAUGCGUCCAGGCGAACCCUCGGGAAACAUGACCUCCCAGAUGACCCAGCAACCAGUGACACCAGAGUCUCGUCAGCUCGCCUCGAGACACAAAUUUCCGUGGGACCGUCAGGCUAGUCUGGUGUCGAGCUCUGAUUCCGUGCCGUCGCCUUGA
Messenger RNA from Protopolystoma xenopodis, 393 nucleotides. The record is from the annotation of a GenBank genome assembly. NCBI's taxonomy places the organism in Eukaryota, Metazoa, Platyhelminthes, Monogenea, Polystomatidea, Polystomatidae.